CACUUACAACAGAAGGCCCUCAUGAAGUUGAACUGGCUUCUCACCUGUGGAGUUCACCGGCUUUCAUGUCCGGUGAAUGACGCAGUUAGACAAAGAUGGGUUAUCCCUGCGUCCACGGUUCCACACAAGAAAUGUCUGAAAUGUAUGAAGAGAGCAGCCUAAUUCAGUUUAUACUUUAAUCACUCAAAACAAACAAACAAACAGACUCAUAAUCAUCUGUACAGUUUACAACUGUAAUAGAGUGGUACCGUCGUGCGUAAAGAUGGUACGCUCCACCUGCUGCCUAUAAGUGUCUGCAAAGCGCAUUAAGUUCCCCACUUUUAUCUCUGACUCACAGCGAAGAUGAACCACGGUGACCGCUACACCUCCUCAUCCUAUCGAAAGAUUUUCGGGGACUCUCCCAGGUUCUCCGCCUCCAGCUAUCGCACGAGCAGCUCCUCUCCCCGGGGCUCUCCGGUGCUCCGGCCAGGGGCAAUGUCAUCCCGCAACAGCGCGAGCUCUAUGAGCGUGUACAGGCGGGUCGGUCGCUCCUCCAUGUCCUUCUCUCCGAUGAUCGGUGACUCCUUGGACCUGUCUCAGACCUCUGUGGCCAACAAUGAACUCAAAGUUAUCAGGACCAACGAGAAGGAGCAGCUGCAGGGUUUGAACGACCGCUUCGCCAUGUUCAUCGAUAAAGUGCGUAACCUGGAGCAGCAGAACAAAGUGUUGGAGACGGAGCUGGUGACACUGCGGCAGAAACAAGGCGAGCCUUCCCGAGUCGCUCUGCUCUACCAGCAGGAGAUGAGAGAUCUGAGGUCACAGGUAGAGGAACUGAACCGAGACAAGAACCACAUCCUGAUUGAGAGAAACAACCUGGAGGAUGAGCUGCAGAAGGUAAGUAUAAAGUAUGAGGAGGAGUUGAGGACCCGCGAGGAAGCUGAGGGGACCUUGAGGUCCUUCAGAAAGGAUAUAGAUGAUGCUGCAGCUGUCCGCCUGGACCUGGAGCGCCGUGUGGAGUCGCUGAUGGACGAAAUCUCCUUCCUGAGGAAAGUGCAUGAUGAAGAAAUCCAGGAGCUGAGCAGCUUGAUGGAUGCGCAGCAAGUCUCCGUGGAGCUGGAGCUCGCCAAACCCGACCUCACCUCAGCUCUGAAGGAGAUCCGCAACCAGUACGAGUCCAUCGCCUCCAAAAACCUGCAUUCAGCUGAGGAGUGGUACAAGAACAAGUUUGCCAGCCUAAGCGAGCAGGCCACCAGGAGCAACGAGGCCAUGAGGGCGAGCAGGGAGGAGAUCAGUGAGUUCAGAAGGCAGCUGCAGUCCAAGACCAUCGAGAUUGAGACCCUGAGGGGUGCCAAUGAGUCUCUGGAGAGGCAGAUCACAGAGAUGGAGGAUGGAAACAACUCUGAAGUCACAGCCAUGCAGGACACUAUUAGCCAUCUGGAUUCUGAGCUGAGGAAUCUGAAGGGUGAGAUGGCUCAGCACCUGAGAGAGUAUCAGGACCUGCUUAAUGUCAAGAUGGCCCUUGACAUAGAGAUCGCUGCCUACAGGAAACUCCUGGAGGGGGAGGAGACUCACUUUAACUCGGGGAUAUCGUUUGGUGCUGCCAGCUACAGCUACCAGCCUCGAGGCUCCAUUGGCUCCUCCAGGAGCCACCAGAGGGAGAAAGAAGGGGCCACAAAAGAGAGCUUCAAGGAGAGCCGUGAGGAUAAAGACGAGGCAGACAUCAACUCCAACAACUGACGAGAGACGUCUACAGAGAUCUGGAGAGUGAAAAGGGGCAUGUGCUGUUUGUGUAUUGUGAGUUUUUUAGCAACUCUAAUACAAAUGCUUCGGAAUUAGAGAUGGAAGUCAAUGUUAUGGGUGAUACAAUGCUUAAAUGUAAUAUUAAAUGUUAAAGCUUUUCAGGUGUGCAGGUCUCUGUAGAGCUUUAGAGGACACAUUUUCUCAUAACAAAAGAAAAUGGCAGUACCAAGUUGAACAUAAAAAUGAAACUUACCUCAAAAAAACUCAACCAAAUGUACUGUAAGCCUUCAGGAAACAUAUGCAUGUCAAGUAGUGCUGAAUGUUCUGGCUUCAAUCUGUGUGUGGAUGAAUUUAAACCAGAGGUAAAGGUGAAAAAAAGGGGAAAGUUUCAGAUUUGCUUUAAAGGAUCAAAUUAAAGGUUUGAGAUCAUGUAGUUUAAUCAAGCUAAAGUGCCAGAUUAAGUCAUGAACUAACAUUUUUCUGGAGUCCCUGGAAGGUUGAUUGCACAUAAUAAAAACUUAAAACUAAAACACUGGAGCCCAUGAGCACCUUAUAUCACACACUAAAUAGCACUUUAGGCAUAUAGUGUUUUGUUUUGGUAGUAACUGAAACAAUGGCUGUCAUUGUGAUUUACAUUGUACACAGUGUUUCAUCAAAUAGACCAUGUAGUCCAACAAGUCCCUCCACUUGUCUGCUGUGGACACAUGAUAAUUGCUGUUCCUUCAGUUGCUCAAUAAACCAAGAAAAACGA
Notolabrus celidotus (New Zealand spotty) is the source of this 2470-nucleotide messenger RNA. Its product is annotated as alpha-internexin-like. The record is from RefSeq and is a predicted model, not a curated record. The transcript is spliced from 5 exons. Gene Ontology annotation, cellular component: intermediate filament; cytoplasm; postsynaptic intermediate filament cytoskeleton. Bases 343 to 1716 code for a protein of 457 amino acids. Gene Ontology annotation, molecular function: structural constituent of postsynaptic intermediate filament cytoskeleton. NCBI's taxonomy places the organism in Eukaryota, Metazoa, Chordata, Actinopteri, Labriformes, Labridae. Gene Ontology annotation, biological process: intermediate filament organization.